AUGGCUUUCUCGUUUGGAUGGGUCGCCUACGCCGUUACCACCGUCGUGUCCGCCGUCGGCGAAAACAGAUUGAUGCCGCUACCGGACUGUGAUUGGAUUUACAUGAUAGGAUUCGCCACGAGUAUUGUCCAGCUCGGUAUUGCGGCCAUCCCGUGCGGUGUGUACGGCGACUGGGGAAUUUUGCUGGUCACUGCCAGUGGGAUUGUGCUGUCUUUCGCUACUGGCGCCCUCGCGCAGUGGAAGCGUGAGAAAUGGGCAUGUCGCCACAACACCGAAAAAACGGUGGUUCUGACCAAAGGCAACGGCAGUCAGCAUGCAAUUGUGAUCAUUGGUGACAACAAGGGUCUCGAUUUUGAGGACCUGGCUACCGGUCCUGUCACUCUGGGUAAUUCUGCGUCGUCUCAGACUAGGUUUGCUUUAAUCGUGCUCGCGGCGCUGUGGAUCUUGCUCCUUAUCACCGCCGCAAGCCUGCACCAAAACACUUGGUUCCUGCUUGCAGUGGGUGGGAUAGGAAUGCUCCAGAACAUCUUCGUCGCAGGCGCCAGGCGGACCCCGAAAGACUUCGGCGUGCCAUUGGUCUUUGAAGCUGUCAUAGCGGAACCUAAAGUCAUGGACACGCUGUUCGCAGUUGAGAAGGCGUAUCCCCGUGUGGGGAGGAGUAUGAGAGAGACGUUUUUUCCAGCAUCAUUGCACCCGAAAGAGAAGGAGAGGUGGGAGGAGUUUGAGAUGGUCGCCGAUGCUUUGGAUGAGUCGAUGAAGAGUGAUGGGGAGAGAAAUGGUAACAUUAAUGCGAAAGCUAGUGAUAAGCAAUCGCAUAUGCAAGAAGCGUACACCGAGAAAGAUGGGCCAGAAUAA
This is a messenger RNA of Rasamsonia emersonii CBS 393.64, 855 nucleotides long. RefSeq lists its product as uncharacterized. Lineage: Eukaryota; Fungi; Ascomycota; Eurotiomycetes; Eurotiales; Trichocomaceae. The record is from RefSeq and is a predicted model, not a curated record. The coding region runs from base 1 to 855 and encodes 284 amino acids. The transcript has 2 exons.